AUGCUGAAAUCUGUGAUUCUUAUUGGAGGCCCGCAGAAAGGUGAGUGUUAAGUAAAUUACUCAUUUGCAAAUUCAUACAUGUUAAUUCCUCCAGUUCUGCUAUCUAGAACCAGAUAUCUAACUAGCUGUUAGCGAGCCUGGCUCUGAAGGGCUAGCCUAGGGGUGUAUUCAUUACGAUUCUAUUACAAAACUGUUUGCAACAGAAACCGUUUAUUCCAAACGCUGUUGAGUUCCGUUUGGUUCUUCAACGGAAGUUGUAGUUAAGUCGUGUGUCUCUUCAUAAAAAAUAAGCGGACUUCACUUAACUUCAGAGCAUGGCCGAAUCGAUAAUUGCUUGUGCCAAACACUUUGCAGACUAUUCAGAUUUGAAUAGCAACGUGUGGAAACCAUACAAUUAAAAUGAACGACAAUUAACGUUUAAGAACACAACAGCUUUUCCGUCAUGUUGAAGAGCGUUUGGAGCAAAACGUUUUGCAACAGAAUCUGCAUAAUGAAUACAGCCUAGUUGGAGGCUACUGAAUGACGUGGCGUGAUCAUGGAAAACCGCAGGUGCAGUUUGCCAUAUCUAAGCGUUUUGCCAAUAAGCGUUGUCGAAAAAGAGAAUAAAUGUGAUUGUGUGGGCUGACAGCUAGCGGUCAAGAUAGCCGAUAUACUGGCAUUAACAUUCUGUGCUAGCUAGAUCGCUACUUGAAUUGUCACAUUGAAGAAGUUGAGCGCUUUCAACUCUAGGCCAGAAUAAAAUAGAAAAGAAGAAUAGAAUAGGGGUGCUUUCAACUCCAUAUAAUAUAAUCUAGAAUAUAAUAUCAUAAUAAUAAUAAUAAUAAUAAUAAUAAUAAUAAUAAUAUGCCAUUUAGCAGACGCUUUUAUCCAAAGCGAAUUACAGUCAUGUGUGCAUACAUGUUUACGUAUGGGUGGUCCCGGGGAUCGAACCCACUACUCUGGCGUUACAAGCGCCAUGCUCUACCAAUUGAGCUACAGAAUAACUUCUUUACUUUUCCCAAGGUAACUUCUAAUUAUUUCCAGAAAGAACUGGCGUGCUGAUCGAGGAUAGACAGGUUAUCAAAAUAUAAUAUGAUCAACUGAGCAGGUGACUUGCUUUGUCAUACAGGUACACGGUUUCGACCAUUGUCCUUUGAGGUCCCGAAACCCUUGUUUCCAGUGGCUGGUGUGCCCAUGCUUCAGCAUCACAUUGAAGAAUGUGCCAAGGUAGGUUAGCACUGACAAAAUAAUCAAUCUCGCUCUGUUCAUCUUCAUCAUUGGUGGAAAGAAAUAUGGUUUGCAUUUUUCCCAUAGGUGCCAAAUAUGAAGGAGAUUUUGCUAAUUGGCUUUUACCAGCCAAAUGAAGAACUUACCAGAUUCAUGUGUAGCGCACAGCAGGAAUUCAAAAUCUCAAUCAGGUAAACGAGAGGAUCAUAGUCAAUGGAUGGACAGUAGCCUUAUUGAUAAACUUGUUGAAACUCUGUAGGUAUUUGCAGGAGUAUGCUGCUUUGGGCACUGGAGGCGGCAUCUACCAUUUCAGAGAUCAGAUUCUAUCUGGUGGCCCUGAGGCAUUCUUCAUUAUGAAUGCUGACGUGUGCUCUGAGUUUCCUCUACCAGAGAUGCUCAACUUCCAGAAGGAACACGGAGAGCCUAGCAGUUUCGUCAUCCUGGGGACAACUGUGAGGAGACUUCCAUGAUUUCUAUGGCUUGGGCCUUCAACAAUACAGGGAAAAGUUGGCCAAUGAACUGUUGGGAAUAUGCUUGAUGGAGACAUUGGGGUAUAAUUUUGUCUUUCACUUGUUUUAUUUUUCUUCUUUAUUUUGCAGGCAAACAGAAAGCAGUCCAUGAACUAUGGCUGUAUCGUGGAAAACCAGCAAACAAAUGAGGUGAUGCAGCACAUUUUAGUCACGCUUAUAUAUGAACAAUUAUGACUGUUAUUACUUGAUCCAGAAAGUAUUUACUAAUCUCUAGCUCUUAUUUCAGGUUUUACAUUAUGUGGAGAAGCCUAGCACUUUUGUGAGUGACAUCAUCAACUGUGGAAUCUACCUGUUUACCCCAGAGAUCUUCCAACACAUUGGGGCAGUCUUCCAGAAGAACCAGCAGGACAUGCUGUUGUGAGUGGGAGGGAUCCCUCAGGGACCCUAUCGUGGGAGCAUAGAGAUCCUGUAGGAUCCUAGGAUCUCUAUGCGUGGGAGUGGUGCAUGCGAAUUUGAUAAUUUCCUAUCCUUGUUUCUCCUCAUUUGUCUUUUUUCCUUUCCCCUUUCCUGCCAUCAUUCUGUUUCCCGUUUCCCAUCACCAGAUAUCCAUACGAGGGGUAAGUCGGUACAAACAGUGUGGCUUUAGAGUAGAGAUGGGCAUUAGUCAAAUACGUCACACAAAAAUAUCUGUAUCUAAAAAGCGUAUCUCUUCAUUGAGUCACAAUACUAGCACAUGGGGUGAUAGGUCAUUCACAAAGGUGCGUUUUGGAAGGUUUAUUUCCACACACUCACUUUUAUCUUGAUGUGCACUGCACAUCAUCAUCAUCACUUGUCAAGAUUGAAGGAGUUGGCAUACACAUUUAUACAAUUGUUAGUAGUAAAUCACAAGCAUAUGCACAAUCAAAUAUUUCAUUAUAAAAUGUGGACCCAUUCAAAGGGAAUGGUGUGAUAUUGGCCAUGAUAUAAGAAUAUUUUUGGACUUCCUUAUGUGUUCCAUUACUCAAGUCAACCAUGUUGCCUCUGAUCCCUCUUCUGUCAAAUUACUUUUGCUUUCAUAAUCCAUUUUAAUACUACUGUGCUUGUCAACUUUUAACAAUCCCCACUUUAUCCUUGGGCACUUGGUGAAUCCAUUACUCUUUUUGACAACUCUUCUUGGUGACUUUGGUGCUGUUAAUGACCCAUCUAAAGUCUUUCAAACUUUCUCAUGACCUUCAAGCUAGCCUUAGGUCACAAUCCAAUCGGAAGUGGUUGUGAGCUAACAUUUCGUAAACACUGUACUAGAGAAUUAUUGAGCACGCUUGUUUUGCAUUGCCCGGUGCUCUCUGUGGGUGGGUGGAGUUAUCACUUUAGAACCAAUUGAAUGGUCUAAAAUGUGGCAACUGCCCACCUGCGCCCAGAGAGAAAUAUUAAGAGCAUGGUCUCAUACAUUGGUGUCUUCCUCACAGAGACGAGCAGACCAAUGGCAACGGCUGGCAUCGGGCUGAGGCAAUUCGGUUAGAACAGGACAUCUUCACAGCCCUGGCUGGACAGGGCAAGCUCUACGUCUACAAAACACCUGCCAUCUGGAGCCAGAUCAAAUCUGCA
Messenger RNA from Coregonus sp. 'balchen', 3260 nucleotides. NCBI's taxonomy places the organism in Eukaryota, Metazoa, Chordata, Actinopteri, Salmoniformes, Salmonidae. The record is from the annotation of a GenBank genome assembly.